AUGCCGUGGAGAGUCCUACAGGCUCUGGUGGGAUUGUGCUGGCAUGAGCGGUGGUACCAUCUGGGGCUUUGUCUGCUUCUGGGAUUCGCUUUCUUUCUCCGUACUCAGGAGGUGCUAGCCCUGCAUGUUUCUGAUAUUGAGGUUUCACUCCCAGCAAAUUCAAUUGUCAUUCGGCUGCGUCGGACAAAGACAUCCAAACAGCAUCUACAAGCUCUCACGCUAGAGCAUACAGCAGUGGCGGCCCUGACAGCCUUUGCCUUGAAAGAACUUUCUGAUGUCUGGCUGUGGCCAUGGUCCCCCACUCUUUUUCGUACAUCGUUUACCUCCCUGUGCGAUUUCUUUUUUCUCACUCCUCUUUCUUUUGUCCCCUACUCCUUGCGCAGAGGAGGAGCAACCCACUUCUAUGUGGUCUUGAAGUCCCUUGACUUCGUCAUGGUGCAGGGCCGCUGGAAAGAUCAACGCACUUGCAGAUUAUAUUUGGAUGAUGCUCGUGCGAUGCUGGUGAAUGUUACCCUUCCGGAUGCGUCCGUGACUUUGUUGCGACAGUUUCGUCGCCAUCUUUCAACGGGAUGGGUAGGUUGUGAAGGUGACUGCACCAGCGCCUACAAGUGGUGGCCACCUGCGGGUGAGUUUGUCCAGUGGUGCUGGUCCCUUUGCCGCAAAGCUGCGGUUGUGAAGGUGACUGCACCAGCACCUACAAGUGGUGGCCACCUGCGGGUGUCGAAAUUGCACCAGGGAUCCCAACUCCUGGAUGCGGAGAACUUGGCGAUCUGCAAUGAGGUGAAUCUAUCGCGUGGAAGCUACGGCCAUCCAAAUGUGUGUGCCCGGCCGUGUAUCCUCUUCCUAUGCAAUAAAUGUUACAAGGGAAACAAAUGUGGCUUCUGCCACUUGCCUCACGAAUCGAGGCCUCGAACCCUCGACAAGCAACAACGCAGCUACUUGAAGGAGCUUCCCAAAGUCACCUUCCUGAAGAUGCUCCUGCCAUUUGUUCGUAAACGUGUGGAGGGCACUGAGCUAGACGCGGCCGUCGUGCUCCAGCUACUCAUGUCGGAAAUUUCGGUGCGUUCUCCAAGAUCUCCAGCUCCGACAGUUCUUACUCCGACCCAAAUUCGCAUUGUGUUCGAGCGAAUGAGUUUGGCUGGUUUAGUCAGUACAGCAUGCACCAUUCUGCCCCAGAGCGACCGCUUUCCGAAGCUCAUGCAAAAAGAGUUGCAAAGGUUGCGAAAAGCUAUCAGAGCUUUUGACCUGGAUACCUUGGAUACUCUUGGUUGAUGAGGCCAGAUGUUCCGACAUCAUACGUUGAAAUGGCUAGUUUGCAGGGCAACGUGCUCCUUUUUCAAGAACAUCUUGAGUCGAAUUGCCUUCGAAUGCGUCCUUUCAAUGUUUGGCAGUUGCUCAACAGCGUUUCCAUA
This is a messenger RNA of Cladocopium goreaui, 1412 nucleotides long. The record is from the annotation of a GenBank genome assembly. Lineage: Eukaryota; Dinophyceae; Suessiales; Symbiodiniaceae.